Messenger RNA from Triticum turgidum subsp. durum (durum wheat), 798 nucleotides. The record is from the annotation of a GenBank genome assembly. Lineage: Eukaryota; Viridiplantae; Streptophyta; Magnoliopsida; Poales; Poaceae.
AUGUCGACACCCGGCGACGACAAGAAGCCCCUCAUGUUUAUCCAGCUUGCGCGAAAGAGUGUUCAAAUCCACACUGGCAUAGUGAACACCUUGUUUGGCAUCUGUGUCUUCGCCAUCGCCAUUACCACCUUCGCCUCCAACUCCUCCUCCACGGCCUCAUGUCUUGCUCCUAGCCCCCCAAGCGACCCUGCCUGCAACCCAACCAAGAUGCGUGGGUACAUCAGCAUGUGUGAGCGAUGGCUAGCGUGUUUCAUCGUUCUCUCCUUGAUCUCCAUCAACGUGGUUCGGAUCCUCGUCGAGAGUGCGCACGAGGCCCACCAAUGGGUCGCCAAGGAGGAGGAGGCCAAGUACAAGGCCGCCAAAGACGCCUACGAGCUGGCCAGACGCAAGCUCGAGAAAUUCAACGGGCCCCUCUCCCACCGCAACCGCGAGGCGCGCGAUCCCGCGGCUGAGCAGCCGCACCUUGGUGCGGCGGCUCUGAAUGCCGCGCAGGAGGAGCACGACAGGCUCUUCACCGACGAGAAGCUCGCAAAAAGGGAGAUGAAAAGGUUAGUGCAGAAACAAGGCAUGGAGCGGAUUGAGGGAUGGCCGUUGGUUGUGAUCCGUGGUUUGUUCUUCUUCUCGGUUCUUUGCUCCCAGAUUUCUUGCGGGUUUGCAACAGCAGGCUUCUAUUACUCCAGGCAGAUAGAGUCGCGCUGUGCUCUCGGUCCGCUUGAUAUCCUUGCUUUCGUGUUGAUUGGAAUCGUUUCACUGCCGUACCAUUUGUUCCUUUUCUGGGUUUCUCUGCGCGGGAACUAA